Molecule: messenger RNA, 834 nt
Organism: Helobdella robusta
Lineage: Eukaryota; Metazoa; Annelida; Clitellata; Rhynchobdellida; Glossiphoniidae
Exons: 6
Cellular component (GO): membrane
Molecular function (GO): transporter activity
Source: RefSeq, a predicted model, not a curated record
CAGCUAACCCCGAUCUUAUGCCUGAUAAGCAGUUUGUUGAUAUGCACUGCAGUGUACGAGCCAUCAAGGGGGGCAUCUGACCACAGUAACUACCUGGAGGCCACAACCUGGAUUGAAGAUAUGAAAUAUCUCUUCACACACAAAAGUUUCCUUCUGGUGUCUCUGGGCUUCACGGCGGUGGCUUUCGUAACGGGGUCGCUGGCACUAUGGGCCCCCCAGUACGUCUACUACUCCAUACUGGUCCAACCCAAUCAGGCCGAUGACUCGAGGUUCGUAUCCAUGAUCUUUGGAGUGAUAACAGUUGUUUCCGGUAUUCUCGGGGUGACCUUGGGGUCGGGGGCGGCAGGCCUCUUGCGAAGAAAAACCUCCCUGGCCGAUCCUUACGUCUGCGCGUUUGGCAUGAUCUCAUCCGCCCCAUUUCUCUUCCUGGCUCUUUACCUCUCCAGAUACAAUACUGUUUUGUGCAUUUUCCUGGGGGAGACCUUGUUGUUUCUGAACUGGGCCCUCGUCUCCGACAUGCUUCUGUACCUGGUAGUACCCACCAGGAGGUCGACAGCUGCCUCCCUCCAGAUCCUCAUGUCGCAUGCACUUGGAGACGCCGGAAGUCCAACACUUGUCGGCCUGGUAUCGGACAGCAUAAAGCGCUCCUUCAACUCCACAACUCACGACAUAAUGAUGAACUACCAGAGCCUCCAGUUCGCCCUCUACAUGGACUGUUUCAUCUGCGUGGUCGGCGGGGGCUUCUUCCUCGCCGCGUCGCUCUUCAUCAAUCGAGACAGGAGGGAGACGCAGAGAAUUAUGAAGGGUUGGUCAAUUAAUGUCUUGACUGAUUGA